Messenger RNA from Cadophora gregata, 9140 nucleotides. RefSeq lists its product as uncharacterized. Lineage: Eukaryota; Fungi; Ascomycota; Leotiomycetes; Helotiales; Ploettnerulaceae. Gene Ontology annotation, cellular component: nucleus. Gene Ontology annotation, biological process: regulation of DNA-templated transcription; DNA-templated transcription. The transcript has 2 exons. The coding region runs from base 304 to 2250 and encodes 648 amino acids. Gene Ontology annotation, molecular function: DNA-binding transcription factor activity, RNA polymerase II-specific; transcription cis-regulatory region binding; zinc ion binding. The record is from RefSeq and is a predicted model, not a curated record.
CGGUACAAGUCUUGACGAGGACAGUUCCUCAUUCCCUAUUUCUCUCAUCUCACGUCCACGCUUGAUCCGCGCACCCUCGGCUAUCAGCCCCAGCGCUUUUGCUGGCAGUUUUUCAUAACCCCGCCUGGCUCGAAAGCAUCCGCCUACGAACGAUAUCGGGCUUCUCACAACACCAGACGAGCGACACCGGACACCCUCAGCGCAAGCACUCAUCCAGCCGGGUCUUCGAGAAGCGUUUGGCGGCGGCAAAAGCAAUCCUCGGCAAGCAAACACUCGAGUCCUUUGCUCCAUUCUCUUCUCCGCAUGGAAGGGGGUCCAGGAGCUGGCGCUGCGAGUGGUGGGGCAUCCAGUCCAACUACCAGCGUGCGUCCAGGUACCGGGGGUAGCUACAAGAGGAAGAGAAGCGGUAUCGAGUUCGAGAGCAGUCCUGGGAGCGGUGGUGAGGAAAAUGAAGAAGAGGCAGAGAGACGCAGACAGCCGGGCGUGAAGAGAGCGUGCAAUGAAUGCCGACAGCAGAAAUUGCGCUGCGAUGUAGUUCAAGACCCAUUUACCGUCUGCUCACGCUGCAAUCGACUGAAGCUCGAGUGCAAGAUCGAAUCGAAUUUCAAGCGCGUGGGCAAGAGAAGCAAGCAUGCUGAGAUGGAAAAGCAGAUUGAACGCUUGAGACGUAACCUACACCGCGCGCAAGCACAAGGGUUCAUAGUCGAAGAUGAGGAGGAAAUCGAUUCGCCCCUUGCGAACGGCUCGUAUUCUCGCAACCAUCAAUCCUUCAUGGGCUCCGAAGAGGCGGUGUCGUCGCUACUACACUUGAAGCAGGGCGGAGCAUACCAGUUGCCACGCAUUGUUCAUGAGAUUGAGAAUGUUGGAUUAACGGAGGUGGCUAUCAAUGACCUCUUCAAUGAUUUCUGGAUGUGCUAUCACCCAUACCUUCCAUUCUUGAAUCCUCACCAAUCUCCCGACUCAUACCAUUCACAACACCCUCUGCUGUUCUGGGCUAUUGUUGCGGUUGCUGCGCGCAGAUAUACGGCUGAUCCUGGCUUGUUGACGUCAGUUUCGGGACCAUUAUCGAGACUUCUCUGGCAGACCGUUGGGGAAGUUCCAAACAACCAUUAUGUUGUGAAGGCGUUGUGCUUGAUCUGCACUUGGCCAUUACCAACAAGCACUACAUCUACAGACCCUACACAUAUCUUGUGUGGUGUCAUGAUGAAGACUGCCACUGGCAUUGGACUUCACCGACCUAACCAUACGCAAGACUUCUCCAGGGUAUCUGUCGACCUCAACAGAGAGCAAUUACAUGACCGAGUUACCACUUGGGCAGUCUGCAAUAUUGUAGCGCAAAGUGUAGGAACUGGCUACGGUCAACCAGCUUCCACACUGUAUGACUGGACACUUGCCGUUAGACCAGGGGAAGAUGGACCAUUCACCUUGUCUACAGAGCUGGAGGCUCGGCUACAAAUUGAGCGAUUCUGCGAUAAAGUUUCGAAGGAAAUGUACAGUAAUGCAAGUGAUCCUCGAGGAGUUGCAGGUGAUGAGCUCAGAGCAAUGUUGACGCGUGUCUACAAGCGAGAGUUCAGCGAACUCCGGGUCUCGAUACUCUCUAGAGCCGACCUUUCACCGGUUGUGCAGCUGCAUCUUAAGGCUGCCGGUCUUCAUCUACGUCUUUCGGCAUUCUUCGACUCAAGCUCUACCCCAGGAUACCUCAGCGAUCUGAUGGGGUUGUGGCUAGCAACCGUUGAAUUCUUGGAUUAUGUCCUGGAACUUGAUGCGCCUUCGCCAGACAGCCCUCGAGGAAGCAUCCUUCGCUAUGCUACUAACUACAUCUUGCAGAUGAUCGAUGCCGCCUGCUUCACUCUCCUCAAAUUGCUUGGAUCCUUCUUCUCGGCGUCUAUUGAUUUCGACAGAGGACGUUUACUGUUCCAUCGCACUAUUCAAGUCAUCAGAAGCAUGAGCAUCAUCAACAAUGAUUUACCAUGGAGACUUGCCGAGCUCAUGGUCCAGAUGUGGAAUGGUGCCCGAGUCGAGCAACGUAGCCAACAGCAGAUGAACAACAACAGCAACGGUCACGAGCCAAGAGCUGUUGUUGACGAUACCCUCCAACUGAAAGUUCGUUGCCGCAUGAGCAUGUCGCUAAUGUUCGAUUCCAUCUGGCGUUGGCGUGAAGAAUUCCAAUCCCAGGGGCGGGGUAAUCUCGAAGGUCAGCACUCCCAUUUCCUUUCCUUUUCCCAUGGUGCGCAAUUCACUUUAAACUAACGCCCGUCUAAUAGCGGCCAUGAAAAAUCCCACUAAUCCCGAUAGCGCAGCAGAAUCCUCUGCUUCCUCUACACACAUGGACGCGACGCUUAUGCCGCCGGCUCACCAACUUCAGAAUCAGCUCCUCAAUGCCGCGGGUUCUGUAACACCUAGCUCGCAUGGUCUGCCCUCUGGAAUGAUGGGUGGUGUUGGCUAUGGAGAAAGCAAUUACGAGGUCUUUGAUCCGCUGAAUUGGAUGCUGGAUGGUCUGGUUGACUUCCCAUAUUCGUAUGCGGCUGUUCAGGGAUUGGAACAAAAUGGAAUGGGUUGAUCGCCUACUUCCUUGAGACCUCGACGUAUCCGCAGCGCUUCAGCAAAUCCUGCUUUGACCAUAGUCGCCACGUUCGCGUCCUUUCUCUAUACCUCAACUACCUCAACAUGCACAUUUCGCUAAUACGCAAAUCCACACCCGGCACAUAACAACAAUUUCUCCCACCCCUGUUCAGCUCCUCACUCGCCAGAUCUCGUCUUUUCUUCUUCUCUGUUUCAUAUUCUCACAAGGGGUGGUGGGCGUUCAUGUCACGGUCACGGCCUGUUACGACGGCACGAAAUUGUUCUGUUCUCUGGGAUUCGAUCCCUCUGCAUUGCAUCACCGGUCGAUCGCACAUAGGCUUCCCUUCUGGUAAAUGGUGGCAAGAGGGGUAUCUUACAGUUUUUUCUUACUGACUUGUUUGUUUCUUGAUUCCCCAAAAUACGGUGUUGGAUGGUCAUGUGGAUUGAUGGGUUGUUGGGUUGUUGUUGUGGAUAUGAAAUGAGGUAAUGGUUGUGGAUAUCCGUUUGAAGUUUGCCGGUCUUUGUUGAAUGAGAUGAGCUGAGCCUACAUACAGAUGUAUGGAUGGAUCGAAUAGCAGCGAAUUGGUGGGAGAGAAGAAGAAAAGAAAAUAAUGAUGCGGAAAGAUGGACCCCAGCAAGCAGCAGAGCGAGAAUUGCUUGGAUCUCCUCACACUGGCUUGAGUGAGCUAAGAUAGGUAGCUAGGUAGUCAAAAAAUGAAUCUACUACGGUCUACAUGAAGUGUGCACUCUUCUCCUUCUUCUUUUCUGUCUAUCCCAAGCUAGCUUUGAUGUCGUGGGUAUUGAAGAUUACAUCUCACGAAGGGGGAUUAUUUGAUGUUAAAUCAGUGGAUUCCCCUUCAUUUGUACCCAUACGAGGUCCUGAGUCCGGAGGAAGAGCUAAAUAUCGAAUUACCAUGAAUUUGCCGGUUUGGGAUGGUAUUUCAAUUUUAAGCAUCGUUUUUAGGGACUGCUGAGGUAGAGGUGGUACGCUAUUGGACGGUGAAAAGUAUUGGUAUGGAGUAUCUAGACGUAAGCCGGCUUGUGAAGAGGGUGUGGGAAUUCUGGGUUUGGAGAGGAGGGAUGGGGUCGGCUGUGGGUGGAGGUGGAAGUGGUGUGGUGUGGAACUAUGUUGAUUGUGGGAUGGGAGGUAUGGGUUGUGGAGAGGAAGGUCUGGAAUGGAAUGGGAGGUAUGGGAAUGUAAGGGUGGGAAUGAAGGUCGGGAUAGAGAGAAGACAGUCGGGUAGAUCUCUACGUACUGUCCUGGUAUUAUCUUGGAAUGAGGAGGGGAUAGGAAGUGGCUGGGGUUUGAAGAAGAGUGGGAAGGGUUGGAAUGCGAUGAAAUAAAUAGAUUGGUAAGAUAGCUUAUCGUUGUUUCCUUUUGUAAGGAAGAGAAGGGAAAGGAAAAGAGAGGAGGUAAGAAAACAUACCGAUAUAUGUUGCUGGGUAGAUGGGGAGAAGGAAGUAGGAAGUAGGAAUUGGCUUGGGUUUGGGUUUGGAUCUGGAUCUGGAUCUGAUUUGGAUUUGGAUUUGGAUUUGGGGCUGCGAAAAGUGGGAUGCGAUGAGAUGAGUUGACCUGGAAUGAUACCUGCCAAUGAGGGAGAUGAGAAGAUGGAAAAUACGCAUUACUGACUUUACGAAAGAUCAUUAGGGAGUAUGUGAGAAAGUGUACGUGUUUAUGGUGUUUGGCUGACAGGAGUGGGAAAAGGGAAGGCGUGGCUGGGAUUUGGCCAAGGGAGGCGGAGUAGUGAGAUGGGAUGGGAAUACAUGAGACCACUUACGUAGUACACACGAGCUUACUGUGAACAAUUUGAGUAUAUAGCAAGAAAGGAUCGCUUUCGUGCUUCAUGGUCUCAUCCUCAAAGGAGCGUCGCAGACGCGACUGGGCGCUGGUGAGUAAAGUUGGAGUUGAGGGGUUUGGCUUUCGAUUUCAAGAUCACGUACAGAACCAAAAACAACGAAGAUAUUUGAACAUUGAGAUGGAAGGAGACCCGAUAUUGGAAACUCGAAAGAUUGGAAGCACCUAGGGACGUCGGAAUAUUCACUUGGAGUAUCAGGGAAGGAGGUAGUUGACCGAAGGUUGGUCCGUGAGCCAGGUACUUGCUAGCUUCAGCACUAGUCUAGUGCUCCAGGACGUAUAUUUCAACGACACUCUCGACCUGGAUUUAACCUUCGUCCCAAAGAUUUACUGGAAUCAACGACAUGGCAGAAACUAAAGCAACGACGAGUCCACCCUGUGCGCUGACCGCCCAUGGAUGCGUACGACUCCUGCGACGACCGCCGCAGCUGGCGACCCCAGGAGAGACAAUGGAAAAGACAAUUUGCAGGUACUAAUUGUGGAGAUAGGAACGUGGGAGGAAGUGACGAGUAGUUGUAGUGAAAGAAGAGGGUGUCAGUACUUAUUGUCCGCCACUCUGGCUGCUUACCUUACAAUACCUUCUACGAGGUCCAAAACACAACCAGUCAUCGUCGAUAGCACCAAUCUGCCGAAGAUCUGACACAAUCAGUGCACCAUAUUGGCUAAGAGCUGGUCUCAUUCUAGUGCUCUGGAGAAAAGAUAUCGUCUCAAGCAGAGUGAGCGCGUCCUGGAUGCCUUCUCCUUCUCAAGGACUCGAGCUUGAGCGCUUACCAUGGUGCUCGACCAACGCUCUAGGGUCUGACGAGACUGAAAGGCUAACUCAGAGCCCACUUCGUGUUCAUCGCGACUCUGUGUUCAAUGCGCGAGACGGCUUUUCAAGUUUGCGACAAGAGACUGGAUGCCGGCCGAGACUCAUAUUGGCAGAACAUCAGACUUCUCCACACACAGGUCAGGCUCCUGUGACGAGUACGACGGCAAUCAUUCGUCGAAUCAUCAUUCCUUUAGUCUCUUGAGGGAAGUUGUUGAUGCCAGGUACGGGGUGCAAGUGGGGUUGACGGCCACCAAGCAGACCAUAUAAACAUUGCAUACAGUUUAAGCGUACGCUUUCAGGACUUGGUCUCCCUCUCGUUUCUAUCCGUGGCAGAUUCUUUGGUAGUCUUUCGUGUUGGAGUCGUGGUCAAUGAUUGCACGACAAUUUGAGUCGACCUCGUUGUUCCUUCCCAAGAAUCCAUCAAUACGACAGACUAUCACAUCUCACAAUUCCGUCACAAAAUUUGCCUCCAUUUGAUAUUUUUCUGAUGAUUCAGUUCCAUGCAACCGUACGUUACCUGCCGACGGGUGUUCUAGCCCGAAGGUGAGGUGGGUCGGAGGUCCACACAUGGCCUUGUUAUGAUUGCGGUCUCGUCGAGGGCCCGGGAAACGGUGUGCCUACUGGUCACGCAGUACCACAGCACAUAUUUAUACAUGUAUUCAGCUUCCACCGACGAAAGGUCUCAGGUUCAAUCCCAGAUGACCCUUUUACACUCCUCCUCCCCAAUUGUUCUUGCCACGUCGAUGGCUUGUCUCGAACGUUUGUGACCUGCGAGCCAUUUUCUUCGCAACGACUGAACUUCUGAAGCACAUAGAGAAGGCCAAAUGACGAUCAGUCUCGGAGAUCAAUUGGUGGUUUCGUGAAGGCUGGUGCAAUCUGCGGGUACCCGUGUCUCAGUGACAAAAGUUUCGCAUUCAGACACCUCUCCUUCGACAAAGCUCCCAGCUGCAUUUGCGUGUCCUGGAUAAAUCAAUAUUGAAGAAAACCUGGCAGGAAUUUCGUUCGUUGAGAAGUUAAUUGGAGCUUGCGAUAGCCAGAGUUCCCGCGAUCUUCCACGAGGCGUCCGCUGAGCUACCAUUUCGUCUUUCGCACUGUGCGAAAUCCGCCAAUGACGUUCAAUCUACAUUGUAUUUUGCUUCCAUGAGAAAAGUCAAGAGAGCAUUGGUAUGGUGACUUCGGCAACAUUGUGGUUCGUGCGUCUCCAGGACAGGCUCGCGCGUAGAUGUUGUUGUUGACAUUGCCGCCAGUGCUGGGGGUUUGAUGUAAAGCUAUUACCGGCGGGUAACAUUGAAUAAGGAGAGGCUUUGAUGCGCCUUGAGAUCGAUCGCAUUGUAUGAAAAACUUCGUUGUAUGCCAUGGACAUACAUUCGACAAUACCCAGACUUGUUGCUUCCUUUGCUGAGUUGAUUGUGGCAAGGCCGAAACGAGUCGAAGACCCAAAAAAGCCAAUCCAGAGAGCCGACAAAGCGGGAGACCCAAAACUCCCCCAUUUCUGCCAGCGAAGGACAGGCAACUGGGAAACUGUUGACUGACCCCUCAAUCCAAGGUUCAUCUCUGUCCCCUGCCAUUGUCUUUCCAAAUAACUGAUUCUUUCUGCAAGUUCGAGCCGCUGCACGGAUAUGGGAGCCACGCCACAGACAUGCCAUCGCACCUUAUGGAGCCCUUACGAUAUCGGUCCUCCUUUGGACCUAGGUGUCCUUCACGGUCUCCUCGCUGUGACGAGUAUUCUCUCCUGAUCGUUAAGCGCCGAUGCGCUCCUGAAGUCUGAUGCCCCACCCCAUGAUGCGAAUCAGCCUGACUAUCGGGGCCAGAUAUCGGCUGGAACUCUCUGUUGCAGGUGUGGGUCAGAAUCACCGGCCAUCGUCAUGGUCUCGUGUGCUGCUUGUUGAUCAUGGAUGCUUGAGGAUAUGGAAACAGAAACACAACUCGCCUUUCAGGGAUGUUCAUAAAUCCCUCGCUCCUUCGAUGCAGCUUCGCGGUUUCAUGUUUCUGGAUGGAUGCUUACAAGCAAGCGAAGACCAUGCUAGGAAAAGUCGAGGAAUGCAUUUCGACGUCCAAUAGCUUGUGCGACCUGAAAAACUGAACACUCAUCCUCUACCGUUCGCCUAGGGUUGGGGAUGGAGGGUGUGUGUCGAUCCUCCAAGGUGUCCUUGCUUUUUCCCUCAGCUACUGCUCAGCUACAAGGAAUCCGGAAAAGUUUCUCAUUGGAGUCAGAUUCAGCUAAUAACAUGGUGAAUUCUUUGGAACACGCGAGGUCUAUACCCACGACAGCUCACCCAACUGAACUAGGAAUUUUGACUCUCGAGAGAUUAAAGUCUCCAUGAUACUUCCCCGCAGCCAACCGGACCUUUACAUCGCUUUUCUUAUCAGAAAGACUCAUCUUGUACUACAGGCAAGGUCAUAAAAGCCCCCGCGGUGGCUGAGCAUAUUCGGUUGGCGGCCAUCAUUGAUUGGGGAAUGACUCGAUUCAGGAUCCUGGAUCCGCUGCCGAUUCUCAGCCAAAGAUCUCGGAUGUCCCGCUCUCCAACCCGUUGUCACUCAGCCCGAGUUCCAAUGAAGGCCUGCCACCUGAAAUUUGCCAUACAAGGAGCGACAUGAUAUGCCCAUUGCUUCCUGAUUGGCACUGUGGAUCUAGAAUUAGGUUGCAGGGGCGGGCCACAAUCAGCAUAUGUGCUCCCUUAGUGGCCGAUGACGGUCUCGAUCAACGACAGCCAGUGUGUGCCAUUGGUUAGCAAGUCAAAACGUGGGUGAGUGUAACCCACUCUGGGAGUUGUCUUCCGUUCAGGUUCUCCUUGAUGGUGCAAGCCAGACGCAUGAACAGAUCAGCUGGCAGUGAUAGAAUGCCAGUGACAAUGCAGAACUAAUUUGAGUAUCAAUGGCCGCAUUAGCACUUCUUUGCUUUGAGUCCCGCACCAAAUAUCCUUUUUGCAGGCAGAUGCCAGUCAAAGUCACUUCAGAUGAACGAUGGCUGGCCAGAUACGAUAUGCGAUUGCCGCCGCUUUGCAACAACCCAGAUCGGCGUCAAAGAGCGCUUCUCUUUCGUUGUCUUUUCCCCGCACGCAGCACGGUUCACAUGUUGCGCUUCGAGAAAUCUGACCGCUUGGGGGCGGCAUGGACCAUGAUACCGCAUUUCGGCAGUGUCCCCUGGACGUUUCGCCUUUCGAAACCGGAGCGAUCCCCAUCAAGAUGCAGAGGCGUUGACGGGCUUUCUUGGUACAGUAAAUAUUGAAGAGAAAGCGCUGUGCAUGCAGCAGCAAUCAGAAACUGCUCCGGUCGACUCAUGCAGUACACAUCACAAAUCUCAAACCCUGUCACAGUGACCGGACCUGGCCCGCAAAAAUGAAAAGGCAUUGGUGAUGGUUUGGGCACUAUUUGGCGAACCAUCCAGGGGUAAGCGAGUGGCGGAGGAGCCUGAACAUGCUAUGAAGAUUGGGGAGGGGGAUGAGGAGGGGCCAUCGGAUAUGAGAUAGGGACCUGGCAUAUGAUGGAAUUGGAGCGGAUCUCUCAGUCUCGGUUGGGGGCCGGCUGUGCCAUGAGAUAGAUCAAGGUACCGGCAUUUGUCUGUCGUCACUUCGCAACAGGCGACUGGCGAGUCAUCGCCGACGAGCUGUUGACGAGCUGUUGAUGUUCAGCUGGCGCUUGAAAUACCUUUUGUGCUGCACGUCCGUCCCAAAGCAGCCAAACACAGUCCAAUGCCACCCCGGGAGUGUAACAGCACCUGGCUGCAAGAGGCAAUUGGGAUCUAUUCUCGCGUCAAAGAUGUCGAUGCAUGCAGGCUAAUUGUGGGGAUGUUGGCUGUGUUGACUGCGACUAAAUUGCUAUCCAAGGGGGGGGUGCUGGCGGUGCUGGUGGUGUUAGGUGCGCUGUGCCGCGCACGCACAGGACAUCACAUGAAGGCGCGCGGUUGCAAGA